AAACAAAAAAUUACAUAUAUUCAUCUAUUUUCAUUUACGUAACAUAUAUAAUAUUUAUAUAAAAGAAUGCCAAAGAAUUUAUAAUGAAUCGAAUGUAGUUCAUAAACGGUUCAGACCGUGCGGGUGAAAACGCAGCCUGAGCUUUCGACGGAAACGCACGAAAUAUUCCGAAAGGUAUUCGAGGCCGAGAUCGAGUCUCCCUUUAGACGAAGCGCGGAGUGACCAAUCGAGCGGUUCGGGUCGGUGGGGCUGUCCAGGAACGGUAAAUGAUUGCUUAUCCGUGAUAAAUCAUUUUUUUCAUAAAUUGUGGUACAAAAUUUUAUGGUGCAAAUUGUGUUCAGAACCGUUCAGUAUACGAAAAGGAAAAAUACAAAGAAUAAGAUUCAAGAAAAGAAGAGGAGCUUAAUGGCUCUCAAGAGAUCGGAAAUACAAGGACAGACUUUGCACUCGCGAACGGGGCGUCUCGCAAUAAACAGCAUUGCCUGUCGUUUGCUAAUCCUGCAUCUACCUCCUUUAUGUCUCGGUUUUGACAAACUCCUGUUGCUGCCAUCGCCAAUUCUGCAUCUGUUUCUGUGGCUGUUAUGUGUGAACGUGAAGAGAUCCGAGUGUUUAUAACUGUACGGUGCUGGUGGCGGUGACGAAGGGAAAGGGAAAGGGAGGAGGAGAAAGAGAAGGGGAAGAAAUUUGGAAGCAAGAUAAAGAAAGAAAGAAAGAAGGAGAAAGAGAAAUAGUGAAGAGAGUGUGCGUGCGAGUGAGAGGGAAAAGAAAGAUAGUCAAAGGCUCGUUGGACGGAAUAUUUGAAGCGGUGCGCCACACAUAUCUACGGAAGAUCGUAUUUAUCGCGGGAAUAUAUUUGUGAAAUUAUUUCAGAGAUUUUGAUACAGUAUAUAUAUCGAAUCUUUCUGCAAUCGUUUCUUACCGUUAAUACAUCAUUAAUCACAGUGGUUCGGUGAUCUACUUAACUCGGGUAAUUGACUCGAUUUUGGAUAACCUGAUCGCACAAUUCGAAGUGUCAGUUUGUCGACAGGCGUGACAGCCCGUCGACUGUCUCGUCCGUCCGCUGUCCUCUUUUUCUUAAUAAUAUUGUGUGGUGUAUUUAAUUCGCGAUGUUCACGGGGACAGUGAAAAUUGAAAUAUGCGAGGCAGUUGGACUAAGGGCGACGGACAAGCAACGCAAGUUUUGGCAGGAUGAACCUAUACUUGAUCCUUAUGUUCAAUUGGAUGUCGAUGAAAAUCAUCUUGAUCGUUCAUCCACUAAACCAAAAACCUUUGAUCCAGUAUGGAAUGAGUGUUUCACCCAUGAAGUUCAGGAUGCGGUGAACCUCGGACUCACUGUCUUCCACGAUGCGGCAUUACCGCCAGAUUAUUUCGUCGCAAAUUGUAGUAUUCCUUUCGAGGAACUUGUCAGCAGGAAUGACAAGACUGCAGAUCUUUGGGUUGACCUUGAACCUCAAGGAAAAUUAAGAGUCAAGAUUGAUUUAAUAUGGAAUGAUCAAGAUCAACAAACAGGCUGUGGUACAGGUGAUGGAGAAGGAAUCGGAGGCAGAGGUGGUGGAAGCAUCACAUCUGGAAAAGAACCCAGAAGAGAAUUCAAAGAAAGGCAGGGUUUCAUUCGGCAUCGAAGAGGUGCCAUGCGACGUAAGGUUCAUCAAGCAAAUGGUCACAAAUUUAUGGCUACAUUCCUGAGGCAACCAACUUUCUGUUCUCACUGCCGUGAAUUCAUAUGGGGCUUGGGCAAGCAGGGCUAUCAGUGUCAAGUCUGCACAUGUGUAGUUCACAAAAGAUGUCACAAGUUGGUUAUCACGAAAUGCCCAGGCAUGAGAGAUGAGUCAAGUCAAGAUACAGAAAGUCCACGUUUCAGUAUAGAUAUGCCACACCGUUUUGUUGUUCAUAAUUACAAGAGAUUUACGUUUUGUGAUCAUUGUGGCUCACUCUUGUAUGGUUUAUUUAGACAAGGUUUACAAUGUGAAGCUUGUAAUAUAAAUGUUCACAAGAGAUGUCAGAAAAACGUAGCAAAUAACUGUGGUAUUAAUACUAAAGCUAUGGCUGAAAUUUUGAGUACAAUGAAUAUAUCACCAGAUAAACAAAUAAAAACUCCAAAGAUUAAUUAUAGAAUAACAACUUGUCAAUCUGGUCAAACACCUACUGCAGUAACAGUUACAGACACAUUGCCAACAGAUAAUUCACAAUCAAUUCAAAAAACUGAAGAAACACCUGUUGCUACUGAAAAUGCUGUACCUGCUAGUGAGAAUGAAGUUAGAAAAUUUGGUAUAGAAGAUUUUAAUUUCAUCAAGGUUCUUGGUAAAGGUAGUUUCGGAAAAGUGAUGCUGGUGGAACGAAAAACUAAUCCUGAUGAAGUUUAUGCUGUAAAAAUUUUAAGAAAAGAUGUAAUUAUACAAGAUGACGAUGUAGAUUGUACAAUGACAGAAAAAAGAAUUUUAACAUUAGCAGCAAAACAUCCUUUCCUUACAGCUAUUCAUAGUUGUUUCCAAACAAAUGAUCGAUUAUUUUUUGUUAUGGAAUAUGUAAAUGGAGGCGAUUUGAUGUUUCAUAUUCAGAGAGCACGGAAAUUUGAUGAAGCAAGAGCACGUUUUUAUGCAGCAGAAGUUACACUUGCAUUGCAAUUCCUUCACAAGCAUUAUAUUAUUUAUCGAGAUCUUAAAUUAGACAAUAUAAUACUCGACCAAGAUGGUCAUUGUAAAUUAGCAGAUUUUGGAAUGUGCAAAGAGGGUAUUAUUGAAGGAAAAACGACCACAACAACAUUUUGUGGUACUCCUGAUUAUAUUGCACCUGAAAUUCUCCAAGAAUUACAAUAUGGUGCAAGUGUUGAUUGGUGGGCACUUGGUGUUUUAAUGUACGAAAUGAUGGCUGGUCAACCACCUUUCGAAGCUGAUAAUGAAGAUGAUUUAUUCGAGUCCAUUUUACGAGAUGAUGUACUCUAUCCUAUUUGGAUUUCAAAAGAAGCUGUUUCUAUUUUAAAAGGAUUUAUGACGAAAAAUCCAGCUAAAAGAUUAGGUUGUGUUGCAGCUAAUGGUGGUGAGAAUGCUAUAAAAAUUCAUCCAUUUUUUCAAGAAAUAGAUUGGGAAGCACUUGAAGCGCGUAAAGUGAAACCGCCAAUUAGACCAAAAACUAAAAGCAAAAAAGAUGUCAUGAAUUUCGAUACGGAAUUUACAAAAGAAGAUCCAGUGUUGACACCAGAAGAUCCAGACGAACUAAGUUAUAUAAAUCAAGAAGAAUUCCAAGGCUUCUCUUUCGUCAAUAAAGACUUCAAUCCAGCUAGGUUUGGAACACAAUAAGAAGUAAGAAUAAGUGAAUGAAAAGGAUUCAAUAUUAAUAUUAUCUUAAACGCUUUUUGCUUGAAAAAUUGACGAGCAAUAAAGCAAAGCUGAACAUCGGCAAUUCGAAGCUGCUCGAGGUCUCCUUUGUAUUUUAUCCUUAUGAGAGAUGAUUUUAUAAGUCAUUGAAAGCAACAUUCAAGCUAUAAAAAUAAUGAUGAAGAUUGACAAGAAAUUGAAAUCAGCUAGAAACUUUAAAGUCCAUUUUAUGUCCAAAAAAUAACAGUUUUUGCAAAGAAAUUGAUCACAAUAAAAAAAAUGUAGCCUCAAUUUGGCAAAAAAAAAAAAAAAAAAGAAAAAAAGAAUUCAUUUGGAAUCAAGUGUCUUAAAGUUUGGCAAAAUUGAUAUCCUUUGUUUAUUUGAAACAAGGACGAAUGUGAUCGAGAGGAAACGUAAAUGAAAAAUUUAAUUUACAAUAAUAAAGAAAAAAAUAAAUUAUCGGUUAAGAAAAUUAGUACAAAAAUGAGCAAAGAAAGUCAUUUUCAAUGGUAUAUAAUAAUAAAGAUUGCUGGGCAAUCUAUCAUUUUUUCUAUUAAUAAUAUUCUUGAUGAAAGAUUUGAUUCAAUGGAAAUUUUUUAAUAACUUAACCGUAUAUUUCGUUUCCUCUCAAAGUAUUGUUUAAAGAAUAUGUUUUAAUACAAUGUUUUAUAUCAUUAAAGAAAAAUUGCACAAAAACAAGUCUACAAGAUAAGAAAAAUAUAAUAGUAUAUUAAUCUUUUAUUGAAAUUUUGAUCAAGAUGGAAUUUUUUCUUUUAUUUAAAAAUUGCUUAAUUAUAUAUAAAGAUUUGGCACUUAUUAUGCAUUUUUUAGCGCUUACGUACUUACAGAUUUAAUUUUUGUUAUAAUUUACGAGAAUUAUGUUUUAUUAUAACAAAAAUACAAAAAAUAAUACGAUAAUCGAAUUAUUCUGAUUAUUGCUUAAAAAAUAAGUCGAGUUUUAGGUCUUAGCGUAGUGUAUCAAAUCACUAGUGAUCAAGACUGAAACAUAAGCUGGGCUUAAAUUUUAAGUAACACCAGCAGCAGGUGUAAUUAUAAAUGUCAAGUCUGUGUAAAACCUAUGCAUAUGUAGUAUCAUAUAGAAUAACUAUAGAAAAUCGAGAAGUUAUGUUCGAAUGAGAUUUUGCAUCUUCGAACGAUCUAAACUUUUCGUCGAGCUUUACUCAGAGGAGCAUCUCGCAGCGCUUCUUCGAUAGAAGGAUUUAAAUAUAACAAAAUAAUAAUAAUAAUAAUAAUAAUAAUAAUAAUAAUAAUAAAUAAUAAUAAUAAUCAUGCUCACGUGGUGAAGAUCGAGCAGGAUACGAUCUGACCAGGUGGUCAUGGAGUUUCAUACUUAAUAUAGAAUUUUAAACUAUCACAGACGCGACAGAUUCCACAGGUGGUUUCUGUCAAAGUUAACAAGUUAUAAAAUGAUACAUACGUAUAUUUACACGUAUAAAUUUAACUUAUUUUAACAUACGCCUAAAUUCCAGUGGACAAGACAAGUCUCGCUAUAAGGAAGAGAAUAGACAAAAGCGAUGAUCGUAUAAAAUUCUCCGAUAUUGCUAUAUAUGUCGAGUCUUAAUGAAAUACAGACUUUGACAAAAGUAUAGUUUACAUAUACAAGAAAUAUAUAUGCGUGUUAAACGCGUGAAGUUACCGCUAAGCGAAUUAAGAGAACUAUAAAAAAUCCACCUAGCGAUAUCGAUGCACUUUCCGAAAUCUUCAUAAGUACGUGUUGUCUCUAGUUAGGUGUCUUUAAAAGCUUGAAGCAUCAACUCAUGUACUUAAAUUAGAAAAAGCUGAAAGCUCCUUAGUGUUAAGUGAUAAAAUAGUCAAGCCUUAUCCGCACCAUAAGAACGUUAUAAUGCGUGAGAAAAAAACCAAUGGAGAUUAUGUUGAAUUGAGUUAUGCCCUAAUGGCUAAUAAGAAUAAAUUAAUUCCAAAUAGAAAAAAAACAAGUUUUAAAAAAUUACAAGAGAAGAAUAAAAAUACUCUAAUAUUUGAGCACGUAGUCCACCAUUUCGUGCCGUUGAGUAUAUACCAAAGAUUUUAUUCAGAUUUUUCUUAAAAUAAAAUAAAAUCUUGUACAAUAAGAUUGUGGAUAAAUCACGAUCUCAUAUCGAUCCGAUAUAAUCUUUGGUAUAAACUUCAAUCAUCGUUAAUAGUGUUAAAAAGAAAAUUUAAUUGGUAAAUAGUAUUGAUAGUAUAACAAUUAGUUGAUAAUACAUUUUAGUCAUUAUAAACUGAAAAAAAAGAAACUGCAACGAAAUCAUGCAGUAAUACAAAGCAAAACAAAAAAAAAAGAAAAAAUAUUUUAGCGUACUGUUUCCCAAUUAGCCACUAGAUGACAAACAUUCAGCCCCAGAUUGUAUUCGAGUGGCUUAUUGGUGCGACUAAAAACGCAUUAUUUAAUGUCGUGAUCAUUGUUGUGUCAUACUCGUACAUUUUUAUGUCCUCCGUAGAUAUUAGAUUCAUUUUAAAAAAAAUUCAUUGGUAGAAUAUCUCUAAAUCAUGUGCUGCUCUUUAUGUGCUUUGAUUUUGUGCAGAACUCAAAGUACAAAUUGCAGCACUAUAAAAUCGAAGUAUGGACAAAGCCACGACACAUCUCGUGUAUUUGUUACAUGAGCUUAGAAAUUAACAAUAUACGAGAUGAAGAUCGAAGUACAAGGAGAAUUAAUUUAUUAUAAAAACAUAUAGUUAUCAAUGACGCUACUUUUAUGAAAGCAGUGUCAUACUUUCGAUCAUUAACGCGAAAUAAUGAUCGUUCGCAUGUAAAUGUAGCUGAUCGUAUCUUUUUACAGCUUUUGCUUGCAUAGCAAUAAUUACUGACCAGUGAAUAUACAUAGUAUCCUAUCGAUGUAUUGACCGAUGAAUCGAUAAUGUUCUCCGUGUUAAGUUUUAAGUGCCAUAUCCUUGUCUAUAGCAAUUGAUUUUGUAAAAACUAAAUUCAUUAUUUAUUUAUUGAUACAUCAUAGAAUUUAAUUGUUUAAUAUUAAAUGUGUAUCGAGUUCAAAAAAAUUCGAUAAUUUUUGUUAUUGUUUAAAAAAAGUAUGUUUAAUAUAAUCUCAAAAAGACUGUCCAAUUGACAAGGAUCGGCAUUUGAUUCAUCUGCAUUCGUGCACUUAUUGUAAAUCUAGUCAGAAUGAGAAUUUGAGUAAAGGAUUCUGGCUCUAUAUAUCGAGCUACGAAAGAGGUUAUGUUUAAAUUAAAGAGAGACGAGUUAGUCCGGCCUACGCUUAAAAAAAAGACGGUUUCGUGCGUUAUUCAAACAGGAAAUUAUUGCUAUAUCAUGUACCUAUCGUCUAGAGUUACCGCGUAACAAUUAUCCGUAAAUUUAAAAAAAGAAAACAAAAAAAAAAAAGAAUACUUUAUCGUCACUAGGCGUAGUAAGACAAGUUUCUUUUUAGUCUUAUAUCUGGUGCAUCAAAAAUUUUUAUGCACAAUGUAUCGAUAAUCAUAUCGCGAUAUAUUUUCUUUUGAUUUAUACACAUAUCUUGUUUUUGUCACAAAAAUUAAUUCUCGAUGGUCGUUGAAAAUGGCGUGAAUCAGAGAGAAAUGUAACGAUUGCCGUCCUAAACACAUCGAUAUGUCGAACGAGGUUAAUCGAUUGUCCAAAGGUUUCUUUCAAUUUUGCGAUUGUAUAGAAAAGAAGCCAUUGGUGGUUAAUAUAUUAAUUCGGUUAAAAAUGUUGCGAACUUGGAUCCGUCGAAAUUAAAUGAAAAAUAAUAUUCAUUGAAAGAUUUAUCGAAUAAUUAAAGUUUAAACCUCAUUGUGAAAGAAAAGAAUAUAUUCGAAAGAAAAAAAUUAUAAGAAUGUAAUGUUUACAUUAUAUACAUUGUUAUUGUUAUCACGAUCAUCGAGUUGACAAAAAUGAGGUAAAUUUUUUUUAUUUUUAAGUUAUAUAUUGUAUAUUUUUUUUUUUAAAGAGAUAAGUUUCAUUUAUUAUAAUGUUAAUUGUUUCACAGUAUUUAUGUUUUAAUUUCGUACAAGUAUUCUUGAAGCAUCAUAUGCGGCCAAGCCACAUUAUUAGCUAAAUGUUAAGAUUGCUAGUUAAUUAACAAAAAUAUAUAGCAUAUAUAUUUUUUUAGUUUCUCAUUAAACAUUAAUAUUUUACAGAUUUUUUUAUCGAAACUUUUUCGUUCUUACAUUUUAAUUGUACAUUUUUAUAUUUAUAGCGAUUGAAUUUAAACAAGUUUUUUCUAUUUAUUUUCUAUACUUUAUAUAUUUCUGAUUUUUUAUGUUUCUUCAUAAAUUUUUCUAAUGAUUAUAUUUUACAAAAUUUAUUUUAUAUCAUGUAACAAAUCAUUUAUAUUUUUGUCACAACAAAAAAAAAGAGUAUUUUUAUGUGCGUGAAAAUUAUAUUAUGUAUUUAACGGAUAUAUAAUUAUUAAGAUUAAUUUCUGUUGAGUAUCAAUUUUUUUAAUUCUUGAAGAGAACUAUCGUCAUCGAUCUAUUGUCAUUUCCGUGACGUGUAAGCAAUGUAAUAUUUAAAAAUUAAUUUAAUAAAAAAAGAAAGAAAAAUAAAGCAAGCAAAAAAUCAGAUUAUAUAAAGAUUAUAUAAAAAGAACAAAAAAAAAAGGAAUGAAGUGAAAAAUACAAAUAAAUAUAUAUUUAGUAAAAACAAAAAAAAUAUUGUAGCAUGUUAGAAAUAAAUCUAUGGCAGACGAUAGUACUCUUAUCAAGCGUUAAUCCUCUAAGCCUAUAAACAAUUUUCGUCGUGAGAUUUUUGUAAUCGCUAGUCAAUCGUGUUAAAUGGAUAGCAAGGAGUAUUCUAAGCAAAAAGAGAAAAAAUUAUGCGUCAUCGAUGAAAUAUUUUACUCGUUUCCUUUUUAACGGAUCCGUUCGUUUUAACGAAUUCCUGUUUGUACGGAUGCGUGACGUGUUCGUUAAAAAAAAACGAGGAAAGAUGUUAGUUUAUCGGUGGAUACGCGAGAUUAUAGCCAACAGGAGGUGAAACCGCGUAUUUUUUUGACGUGUCAAGUUAAUGUACGUAAAUAGCAAAUGAAGUGGUAUAUAAAGUUAUAAAUAUAUAAAUAUAUAUAUAUUAUAUAUUACAUAAAUUAAGAUGAUAAAAGAAAAUUAAAAUAUUGUUGCAAUAUAGUGCUCUAAGUAGAGUCACACGUGACUAUCGAUCGUGGUACCUUUCCUUUCUAGAAUAUAAUUUAUAAAAAUUAUAUAUGUAUGUAUACAUAUAUAUAUAUAUGAAAGAUAGAAAUGUAAUAUAUUUAUAAAUAUAUAUACAUAUUAUAUAUAAAUAUGAAAUGUCAUAUUAGGAGUACGUUAUAUCAUUUAUGUUUUUUUCAGACCUAUGUUAAAAUCCGUCAUUUUUCUUUCCGUUUCAACGAUCUUGGUUUGCUUUUCCGUUCACGGGAAUGCAGAAUGAUACUGCAAUAAUGAUCUUCCGAUAAUCGAGGAAGAAAAAUGAAAAAAAAAAAAAAAAUAUAUAUAUAAAAAGAAAACGAAAGAAAACAAAAGGGACCAAUGUCGCUGAAAACGAAUGAAUAUCGUGGAUUUUAUCCUGGGUCUGAAAGAUAUCGGGAAUUGUACAAAAAAUUACAAAAUGAAUAAAAAAAGAAAUGGAAAUUCUAGAAAGACAGAUGAUACUAUGGUCCUCUUACCCAAUAAUUUGUCAACUAAUAAUAUUAGUGAAUUGAUAAGUGACAAGCUGUAAGUUUCUGUUUGUACAAAACAAUUUUUAUAAUAUUAUGUGGAAUAUGUAUAAUACAUUUAUCAGGACAAUCAGCUGGUAAUUUAUAAAAUUCACUUGUAGAAUUGGUUUCUUUUUUACCAAACUUGUUACAAUGUAAUAUACAAUAAUUACUGUUAUUAGAACUGUUAACUUGUAACUUUAAAAUUUCACUAAUUGCAUUAGUUCAUUUGCGUAAGAGGGCCCGAAAUCAUAAAUUCUAUAAUAUCAUAACUAAAUAUUGCCUGUUCACAGUGUUGUAAAGAUAUUCUAAAGGAAAUGAUAACAAGAUGCUUCGAGAAAGCCUUUUGAAAAACUCGCGAUCAAUCACCGGCUCCUUCUUCGUGUGUGUUAAGCAAUUAUCAUAUCCGAUAUAACUUUGUAAUAAUAAUAAUAUUAUUAAUAAUAGAAUUGUAAAAUCGUGCGAACAUAAUUUAGGUAUAUAUGCAGGAUAAAAAUUGCGUUGGAGAUCUGAGAGAAAAAAAGUUCUCUGAUUGUAUUAAAGAGAGACAACCAGUUUUACAGCUGGUGCGUAUAAUUUGAGUAAAUCAUCGACAAUUAUAACGCUUCGAUCGAAUUCUAACGCUUCAACAAAAUUUUAAUUUAUUAUUAUUAUUAUUAUAUCAUUAUUCGUAUGUGUACAUGUAAGCAUGAAGAUCAUACGCAUUGAUAAAUGGAAUAUUUUUGAAAUAUUCAUUCAAAUAUAUAUGUAUUUCAGUUUACACGAAGAGAAGAAUGAAAAAAAAAAAAAAAAAGAAUAUUGGACAUUGUGAAAGCCUGUUUUUAAAUGAACUCGUUAAACUCACACAAGCACAAGAAAGUCCGCUUUCACAAAUGAACGAGAAGUCAGCCGAGGGCUGGAAAUUAAUUUUCCACCUGUUUUAUUAAAAUCGUAAACGCAUAAUCGAGAGAGUUUUAUCUUCCGCUGAAAGUAGCCGUCCGUAUGAUUGAAAAGCAAAAACAAGAAAAAAAUAUUAAAACAAGAAAGAAACGAGAUAAAUGACAGGAUCGAGAAUUUCGAUGCGCGAAGAAGUAGCGAUCAUGUAUUAUAUUUAUUGUAUUUAAAAAUGUAUCUUUGAAUUUUCAUAGCGUGCAUACUUAUAUAUAGCAUGUGUGUGUAUAUAUAUAUAUAUAUAUAUAUAUAUAUACACACAUACUAUAUGUUACCGUAUCAUUAUCGUUAUCGAUUGUAAAAUUUACGAAAGCUCUCUACGUGUGUCCUUUCGUUGCCUGAAUCGCUUCCUUUUCACAAGAUUUUCUCUUUCUCUCUCUUCCUUUACCUAUUUAUAUUUAUGAUCAGAAUUUUUUUUCAAUUUUUUCUUUCUCUUUAAUAUCUCAUGUUUUUUCGAAAUAUAUUGUUUGUAUGCGCGUAUAUAUAAACGUAAUGGUACACAUGCGCACACGACAUGAUAAAAUGUAUUGUAUAUGUGCAUAGUGAUGUAUCACACGAUUGCAACAAUAGUGUGCGAGAAGAAGCGGUUUUAAAGCGCCUAUCUAUCAUGUAUAAUUUUUCAAAAAAAUAAUUUUUUUGUUUAAUAGUAAACUUUUAUAAAAAUAGAAUUAUUUGAAUUAAUAGUAAAUAGAGAAUAUAUAUAUAUAUAUAUAUUGUUUUAAGGAAUAAAAAAAAAUAUAAAUGAAAGAAGACACCGUUUCUUUUCGUACAAUGUUCAUGCUUUCAUGAAUGUAUACCUCACUGAAAAUGAAAGAGUGAAAUAUUUCUCCCUUCGUAAUUCAAAUUGAACUUUGUAUUUUUUAUUUUAAUAUCAAAGACAUGCGCACAAGUGCAGAAAAUAAAAAAAAUGGUAGACCAACGUCCAGUACGAUACACACAAGCUGUUUGAAUGUACAAUUAGGGAACAAACAUUUAUUUUUUUAUAUGCACCCCAACUGGUCGUUUGUCGGACGUUUUACGCGUGUUAAUUGAGAGGAUCGAUUACCUCGUAUAGGCUAAAAACAUUAUUUCGUGUGUUAUAUUUCUCGCACAAAAAAUUAUAUAUCAGUUAUUAUCUGUAAAUUUUUCUUGUUAGAGUCUAUAGAAUCCGGAAUAUACGUAUUGCAAAUUUUAAAGUUACGUUUUACAGUAAUGUUAUUAAGAAUAGAAAGUCUAAUUAAAACGUUGCAAUUGACACUUUCUGAAAUAAUAACAUGUUAUUCUUGUUACAAUCGAUAUUAUAAACAUUCAAGCAUUCUACAUUUAUCACGAUGAAAAGAUAUAUUGAUUUUUACGAUAAAAGAAAUAUUGUUUUUUAAAAAUGAAAUCGUUUAAAAUUAAAUUUUAAUUAUCAAUAUCAAUGUUUCAAAAUUGCCAAAAAUUGUUACGUUGAUUAGAAGCAAUUUGAUGAAUCUAAUCAAAUAUACGAGCAUGAAGAAAUAAGUUAUAUAAUUCACGAAACGAUAAUGACUCGUCGAGGAUCGAAGUUCUACACGUCCAGUCGUAGUUUCUUUCUAAUGAGAUUUAUUGCGUUGUUGAUCAUGCUAAUUCUAUAUCCGAUUUAAGCCUAUUUCCAUGUUGAAGAUACACCAAUGAUUGUUGCCGAACUGAGAAGUCUGAAGUCUAAUUUAUAAAUGUGAUAGAGAAGCAUACGAGUAGGGAAUUCAUUAAAUAGGCUUUGAAAACGGUUACAUUUAAUUCAAUUAUUGGUUAAAUUUAUUCAGAAUUAUAUAUUAUCUUUAUAAAAUUGAAAUUGUAUAUAAUUUAUAAGUUUUUUUAUUAAUUAUUUUUGAUAAAUAAUUUUUUAUGUUAAUAAUUCUUUGUAAUUGUAAGUCUAUUGUAGUUGUAUUUGAUAAUUGUUUCGUGUUUAUAUCUUUAUUAAUAUAUUUAUUAAAUUGUUUGUUACUCUACUCAUUAAUGCGAACAAUAGAGAAGAAUCAAAUGGCGGAGUCAGAAACUGCUUGGCAAGUUAGAUGUACACAUCCGGUUGUUUAAAAGAUUGUAAAAAAGAACUUCCCUGCUCGUACGCAGAAAGAGCUAUGUUAGUGAACGUUAUAAAUGAAUAUUAUUUAUUUCUCGAUUAUAUUUAUAUAUAUCGUUAAUAGUAGUGAGUUUUAAUAGUGAUUUACGGAAGUGUUAUUAUCUGGUGCUGAAUAUUAAUAUAUUUGUCGAUGUUUUGAUAGUUUGAAUCGAGAUAUUGUUAAGAAAUUAGAAAUCGAAAUAGAAGAAAAUAGAAAUUUAUAUUAAUUAACGAAUAGUUAUUAGAAUAUAAUUUUACUUAACUCGGUAAUAUAUCGAUUUCAAUAUAAGCUACUUGUUACUUGUUGCUUGGGGAGUGGUGAUUUCAUGUGCAAAAAUUACUACUGCUGAUUAGCGUAUCAAGUUAGCUUGAUUUCGAUUGUAUUACUGUAAUAACUAUUUAAUUUAUAUAAUCGAUUGUCUUAUCGAUGUUAUCAUUAAUAUUAUUAUAUACAUAUAAUCAUUAAAUUUAUUCCUAUAAAAAAAGAUUAAUAUACUCGUUAGUAUAAAAUUUUUCUUGUAUAUCGAUUAAUUUCUUCGAUCAAUUCUCAAUUCGACCUAGAAAUUCAUCGAGCGUUAUACUCCGUAGCUAUGAUUCGUUAUGUACGUAUUAUAAAUUUAAACGAUUGUGAAUGUAUUUUACUUACGUUUGCACGAGUGCUACUUCCCUCGAUUUUUUGAUUUUUAUUUUGUUAUUGAAGCAUUCCCAGAUGAAUCUCGCAAGCACUUUUUUGUAGAGAACACAUUUACUGACCGGCAUUUAAAUAAUCGUGUAUUCCGAUAUAUUAAAAUAUUUCAACGGGAUACUGAGGGAUGUUAAAAUAGAUAUACCAUAAAUAAUAUUACACACACAAGAUGCAUGCAAAGAACUGAACGCAACCAAGUGUGUGUCAUUAAAAUUAAUUAAGUUGUUAAUUUCGUGCAAAUGAAAUCAGAAAUACAUUACCAGUCCCGUUGACAAAGAUCUACUCGUUCUCAAAAAUGAGACGAGAGUAUAACGAGAGCAAUGUUGUAUGAAAAACGCUUUCGAUGUUUUGUGACAAACAGUGAGUCCUAUACGAGGCUAUAUAGUAUGAUAAGCAAAAACCCUUUGCACUCGAUGUUUCUUUCAAUGUAUGUUACGUAAUCAAAUCGAAUUAUUGAAAUAUAAAAAAUAAUUUUGAAACGAUCGAUCGAAUGUUUAUUUUUUAAUGAUUUUAAAACGAUUAGUUAAAGUAAUAAACAGAAAAAAUAAAUUACGUUCAGUAAUAAUUAUUUGAUUUUUUAUGAGUUUUUUACAUUUUUUUAUAUAUUAAUAAAAAACGUGCCAAUAAUAAAAAAAUUGCGCAAGUUCUAAUGAUGUAUACGUUCGACAUUACUCGAACAAUGCGAUUAUUCUCGAGGUCGAUGUCAACCUGCUACUAUUCCAGUAAAAUCGAUUAUCGCAAAGUCGAUUAUCGUGACUAGUCGAACACUGGCUUUCGAUCUUUGACAAUGAUUGAAAAUAUUUUUGCCUCGAUCAAUAUUUCCAAAAAUACUGAUCUAAGACUAGGUUUAUAAUAAAAAUGACACAGAAUUAUCAAAAUUAUGUCAUUUAUUAUUAUUUUUUAAUACUUUUUUUAACAAACUAACACAGUAAUAACGAGUAAAAGAUGUGAUCAAUUUAUCAAUCGAUAAAUCUUCCUUCUUAUAUUUUUCUAACCUACUAAUUGAUAUUUCAAGGUCAAUUAAUCAUUUCAUAUUUUAUUACGUAAUAUAUUAGAAAAAUUUUUUGUGAUCGAGUACAAAGGAUUAACUAUGUAAAAAAAAAAAAAGAAAUAUUUAUUUUCGUUUUUCAUUAUAAAGUAAUUUUAAUUAUUGCAGCACCUGUUUGAUAUUGUGAGCACAUAAUGAAAUGUAUUCGAAUAAUUUAUGAAAAAUAUAUUUUAAAUUCAUUGUUAAGCUAUGCAAGAAAGAAUUUUUGUUUUGACAUGAAGAAAGUAUUUUUAAAAUACAAUUGGGAGAACCAGGGAAAUGAAUGCAAUUAAAAAAUUUCGUAUAUAACACUGUUGUGUGCACGUGUUGAAUAUUAGUUUGAAAGAGUGAAUGAACGAUUUAUGAAACAAAAGUGACAAAAAUGGAAAAAUAAGAAUUGUAAAUCCUGUUGAUCAUCGUAUCUGUGUAUUUUUUAACGUUAGCAUUGAAACGCCUAUAUUCCUAUGGAAUCGAUGAUUCAUGCUAUAAUUUUAAUGACAAAAAUGGAUUAAAAUAAAACGUUAAAAAAUUAAAAAAAAUUUUUAGAGACUUUCGUUUAAUUAAAAAAUAAUUGAAAUCAAAUUAUAUAUUUUAUAAUAUAGUAAUAACUUCAUUUUUGUCAUUAAUUUAGUCUAUAAAAUGGACAUUGCAUUUUAUUUAUGUAAGAAAAAUUUAUUUCUGAAAGUGUAUUUUCAUUCAUUUAUCCAGCAUUUUUGUUACAGGUGCCAAAGAAACAUUAUAAAAAAAAAACUAUUAUAAUAAUAAAAAAAAUGGUAAUAAAAUAUAAUCUUACAUGCUAUAACAUUGACUUUGUCUUAGCCAAAAUGGAUCCAUUUUGAUAUCAAAUUUUUAUAAAAAACGAAAUAAUUACACCGAUAAUUUUAACAUCAUUAUUCAUUGAACAAGUCUUUGUUUUAUGUGAAACUAUUUUUAUAUGGUAUUCAUUAUACAAAACUUUGAGAAAAAGAACGCACAGAUUUUUUAUAUGCAUUUUAAAUUUUUAAAAUUUUAUUUUUAAUCUAUUGGUAAAGAUAAAGACAAUGUGAAGCGCAAAAAUUCUAAUCAACUUCAGGCCACUUUCACACGUAUCUCUAGAAAUAUAUGUUUAAAUAAUAAAAUUUUUUGAUUUUCAAUUUUUGUUAAAUUUUAUGAAUUGAUUUAUUAAAAAGAAUUAAUAUACUUCAAUAAGUAUCGUAAUAUUUUAUAAACUUAAAAACGUGGGAAAGAGACCUAAAGAAAAACGCAUUUUUAAUAAAUAAAUUGAAUAACCGAAAAUAGCACGUACAAAUAUGAGAACGCUAUCAAAUGCAACGAUUUGUUUGAUUAUAUCAUUUUUCCAGUUUUUAAUUUUUAUUUUAUUUAUUUUUAAAAAUUUAUUUUAUCAUAUAUAAAAAGAAUAUUUAUGUAUAUAUGAUUGCUUGUGUAUUUGCCUCGUUAUCUUAAUUAGAAAUCAAAAACAUCACAAUUAAUUGAAUAUAUGUAUAUCUAAUGUGUUAAAAUAUUAACAAAAUAUCUAAUCGCAAAUACAUGAGCAAUUAUGUGAACCGAAAUAAGUACUGUUACUUGUCUGAUUAUUGUAUACAAAAUAAUGAAUAAAAAAUGUAUAUAUACAUAAAAAAUGAUAGUUUUAAUCAAGUUAUACAUAUUAAUAAAAUAUAUUAAAACGUUUAAAAUUUAUUAGAUUUAAUUUUCAAUCAAUGUAAUUUAUAUUUUCAAUGCCAAUUAAAUUUGUAUAAAUGUUAUACGAUCAUAUUUAUUUUAUUUAAUAUCUGACUUUUGAUAAGUUCAUAACAAUUACGUAUUAAAUGUACUUAUGUAGCGUGUAUCAAAUAACAAUUAUAAUUGAAUAAAUAAAUUCUUGUUACUUGCAAUAUUAAA
This is a messenger RNA of Apis cerana (Asiatic honeybee), 15541 nucleotides long. RefSeq names its product Protein kinase C (gene Pkc98E). Gene Ontology annotation, molecular function: diacylglycerol-dependent serine/threonine kinase activity; ATP binding. Lineage: Eukaryota; Metazoa; Arthropoda; Insecta; Hymenoptera; Apidae. Gene Ontology annotation, biological process: protein phosphorylation. The record is from RefSeq and is a predicted model, not a curated record.